Molecule: messenger RNA, 2367 nt
Organism: Acanthaster planci (crown-of-thorns starfish)
Lineage: Eukaryota; Metazoa; Echinodermata; Asteroidea; Valvatida; Acanthasteridae
Source: RefSeq, a predicted model, not a curated record
CAUUUGCAUGCACUUUAUAUAACUAAUUUCAUGCUUGCCUGAAGAGAUACAUGUAUCAUCUGACAUGAUGACCGACCAAUAUGCCUAACAUAGGCUAAUAUGCAACAACAAGCAUUACUGUAAUUAAUAGAAGUAACUGUAAGUCACUUGUAAGCAUGUCACACAGAAUUAAAAGAUGUGACAAGUGUUUGGGACAAUCCCUCUCCAAACAACAAAGUGAGCGCUUCAUUUUUAUCCAUCACUGACGAGCAAUAUACGGUAGGCCUGUGCAUAGACUCUGUUAGUGCAGAGUAUAGAUGAAGCCAACAGUAGUUUAUUUUAAAUGUCAUCAACAGCAAAUUUUGAUAAGAGGGCACCCAGAAAAUUAUCCCCUCCCUCCCACAAAAUCCUGCCAUAUUCUAGAGGUUUAAAUCUACUAUCAUUCCCCUGACACAGGUGAGGAUGACAAAACUUGUGCACCACCUCUCUCUACUUGUAACACUAGUUACUGAUAGCACAGUCUUGAAUCCUCCAUUUCACUAUCUUUUCCACAAACUUAUCCUUGGAUUCGCAUUCUGAAGACCACUCCAGCCUUCCAGGAGAAAGGACACAUCGCAUUAAGUGACCAUGGCCGUAGUGUCCGAUUCCGCGCAACCAGACUCUUGUAGUAGAGCAAGUGGAGAAGAAGAUGAACUGGAAAGGCUUGCUGUGGAGGAACUUAUGAAUGAAGCCAAGAGAGCCAAAGAGAGAGCACAAACAAUGGGGACUUAUGGAUGGCAGAAGAGGAGAGCUACCACAAACAAAAGGUUCUUGCACAAUACACUUGUGAGCACAUUACGCGACAACACCGACUCUCGGCAUCGCCGGAAGAAGUACUGGCAGGAUUCGAGAACAUUCAAGUCCAGGCAAUUCCAAGAUAUUGCUGAGGGUCACAACCCCCAAUUAGCCCCGAGUGGAAUCUUGAACAAGGCCAGUCACAACGUGAUGUCCUCGGAAGCACCGACAGCUGAGAGUGACGGCCACCCUGCAGGAAGAAUUUCGGGACUGUCACGCCUCGACCCAGGUUUGGUCAGAGAAGAGGACAACAAAUUGAAGCCCAGUGGUUUAGUGAGACCGCACAACCAUCACGGUAGUGCUAGUGAUGAGGAGAAAAGGCGUGGGAAGCGAAGUACAAGUCCUCUGAGAGGGGGGACACCUUCAGAUGAUGGUUCGAGUUCGAUGAGGGGUCACCACAGACGCAGGAAGAAAAGCCAGAGUAGCAAGCACAAGAAGAAGAGUAAGCACAGGGACAUGCAUUCUCCAUUGGAGGGUCUCAAAAACUCCAGGAGACGUGAGAAGAGAUAGCAGUUGCUUGAAAAUGAAGAGAUCUUUCAGAGGAGAUCACACUGAUGACUUUUAAACCGUUGGUUGAACAUGCUGCAUUGUGUAACUGGUUAAAAGCUGUAUGUGCUCUUUUGCUACGUUUGCAUGGUUUGGCCAAACUAUUAAAAUAUUACUGAAAGAGUACUCUGUGGGUAUCAGAAAAUUAUUCAUCUCACACCACGACCACACAACCAUGAAGUAUUAAAGGGCAUACAUUUAGAACUUCGAAAGGAAUUUCACUUGACUGUAAAUUGCUUUUUCAGUUAGUUGUAUUUUACUUUAAUAGGAAGAGAUCAGUUGGAAACAGGUUAAAAAUUUUAACAUUGGUAAGAAAAUAAUCCUAACCCAUCAAGGCCCUUCAAAACUAAGCUCAUUUGGGAGGAUUUUGGAGGCUUGGAAGGUAUCACUGAGUCACUGUUACUUCACAUGUUACUUUAGACUGGAGGAUUCAGUCUAAUUCCUAUCCAAAUCAAAUACCCAACAGAAUGUGUAGAUUGAAAGACAGUUUUCCUACUUCGCUGAGACAAUUAAAAGUAUCCUUGUUGCUUUGUUGCAUAUGUAUUGUCUUGGCAACAUGCCUACUUUGAUCUGAAAACUUGAUUGAAAAUAUUCUAGUUUUGACAAUGUGACAUUACAGAAGGUAUGAAAAAUACACGUAAAUGUGGAAUUAUGAAGCACAGUUUUUAUCAGGAGUCUGUGGUGUGCAUUUCACAUGGGAAUAUGUAUGCAACUGUCUACUCUUAAAUGUUAAAAAAAAAUUACAGCUCUUUUUGUUGUUUCCAUAAAAAAACUUUUAAAACUUCCAACAUUUUCUAUGCUUUCACUGAAAAUGGGGGUGGGGUGUUGCUUUGACGUCUUUACAGAAAGACAACCCUUCAUUCAGAAAUCACAAAAGAACAGAAAAUAUUAAAGAUACUGGCAAUUGUUUCUAGUGCUGAAACACCUGUGAUACCGAGGUUCAAGUUUCUGCCGAGGAUGACAACACAGUUUGCUCAUAAAUGUCUAUCAAAGAGGCACCAAAAUGCC